UGCGGCUUAGAAGAUGUUAAAUUCCCGAACUCCCAGGUAUACGGUACCCCGUUGACCUUUUAGGGAUCCAUUCCUAGCUUCACUAGUCCCGAGCCUAAGGACGGUCUCUAAUAAAAAUGGAGAUGUGUGUGGGUUCACGUCGGCGACUCGAAUACCUAGGUAAGUAAGGAAGAUAUAAUACAUUGAAUAAGGUAUCAUAUUUCACUGCUAUGUUUCGAGGAUUGAGAUUCUCCGUCCUGUUGUCACUUCUUCACUGGCUCUUCCCGACUAUCUACUGUAUUUCUGUUUCAUAUCAGACGCAGCACGCAACACUACACCGGCACUCACGAUUAUGCUGAAACCCAUCAUUCCAGGCGUCGCCUUCGGUGCGGCUCUAGCAGCAGCAGGUAUUCAUCAACCAACCGUAAUCGUCGAACAAAUGAGCUUCCAGAACUGGCACAUGAUAACUACGUUCUUGACUGCUGCAGGAGCAAGCACUAUACUCGUCAACAUAUUCCAACGGCUGGGAUAUAUCCACCUAAAUCCGCGGGCCUUCUCGACCAUUGGCAUAUUUGGACCUUUCGACGGGAAUAUAAUAGGGGGAUGCCUCCUAGGUGCCGGCAUGACCAUAUCUGACUCAUGUCCGGGGACUCUUUUCGCCCAAGUUGGGGCUGGCAUGCGAUCUGGACUUUAUUCCAUGAUUGGAGGGAUUCUUGGGGGCGUUUUGUGGUCAGGGCUUCUCCGGCCGACUCUUCGUAGCCAAGCAACUGGCAAGCCAAUGGACACCAGAGACGAUCGCCUUACUCUGGAUAGGUGGACAGGGAUCAGCAAACAACGUGUUCUCAUUGUCCUUGAAAGCACGUUCGCGAGUGUUAUUGCAGCCACAGUUUAUUUCACUUCUCCGAAGUCCAAUGGUUUAGUAGGCCCGGUGGUAGGGGGGCUUAUGAUUGCUGGUGCUCAGCUGACCUCUAUUCUGAUUCGGAAAUCCCUUCUCGGCACCUCAAGCUCCUUUGAGGAGGUCGGUGACUAUGUCUGGUGGGCCAUAGGACAAGGGGUGAGGCCGAAGUCGUACAGCACUAUCGUCUUUACGGCAGGCAUGAUAUUCGGGGCGCUUGUGAUAUUCCUGGCUUUUCCUUCUGCGCCAGUAGCACCCGAAGUUGUUAUCAAGCCCACGAGAUCUCUCCUCGGUGGGAUACUUAUUGCAAUUGGAUCCAGGAUGGCAGGCGGUUGCACAUCCGGCCAUGGCAUAAGCGGGAUAUCCCUUCUCUCUAUCUCAAGCUUGAUCACCGUUGCCUCUAUGUUUGCUGGAGGCGCUGGUGUGACUGCGGUGAUUGGGUAA
Molecule: messenger RNA, 1318 nt
Organism: Hypoxylon fragiforme
Lineage: Eukaryota; Fungi; Ascomycota; Sordariomycetes; Xylariales; Hypoxylaceae
Exons: 2
Coding region: 332-1318 (328 amino acids)
Cellular component (GO): plasma membrane
Source: RefSeq, a predicted model, not a curated record